This is a messenger RNA of Callithrix jacchus (white-tufted-ear marmoset), 3375 nucleotides long. It is a transcript of the gene MS4A14, whose product is annotated as membrane spanning 4-domains A14. The record is from RefSeq and is a predicted model, not a curated record. Gene Ontology annotation, biological process: cell surface receptor signaling pathway. Gene Ontology annotation, cellular component: plasma membrane. NCBI's taxonomy places the organism in Eukaryota, Metazoa, Chordata, Mammalia, Primates, Cebidae.
CAGUUAGUUUGAAAAUUCAUCAAGUAAAGGUGAGAAACUCCUUUCGAAGGAGGGCAGAGCAUGGUUGAGUUUAAAAAACAUAGAUUUUGCAGACAGGUCAAGUUGAGUUUGCCCCUUCCCCUGUCCCGUGUGUCUUUGGGUGACGUAAACUUGCUGUUCCUCACUUUCAGCAUUGUAGAACUGUUAAAGGAACAAAUGCUAGUGCAUGUCAAAACAAACAGUACACCUUCUACAGUUCCCAUCGCAUAGGGAUAGCCCAUAACUUUUAGUUUCUGUAUAACUCAUGAACAUAUGUGUAAGGAUUUGUUUUGUAUAUACCAUCUAUUUUGUGUUUACCAUAUGCUUGCAACCAAUUUCACAAGAGAGUAAGUCUUUUGGGUAUGGUACUUUUCACCAGGAAGAUGGAGGGCUGGGCUGCCCUAGAAUUCUAAAACUUUGUGACUCAACUAUGAGUCUGUGGUUCUGCUGCUAAGUAGAGUGAUUGCUAAGGGCUCAUUUCUCAGGGCUCCAUGUCACUCUGGUGGUGAGGUAGACCAUGAUUUGGGCUGCAAUGUUUGCCCACUCUUUCUUUGACUAGAGUUCUGCCAUUGAAUCAUGGAGUCAACAUCCCAGGACAAAAAGCCAACUCAUGUCAUCACUAUACAACCAAACGAAACUGUAUUGACUGCAUUUCCCUACAGACCUCAUAGCUCUCUGCUGGACUUUCUGAAUGGAGAGCCAAGAGUGUUGGGGGCUACCCAGAUCCUCCUUGCUCUAAUCAUUGUGGGCCUUGGAACAAUAUUUCUACUUAAUUACAUCCAUUUCUCCCAAAGACUUCCCCUUGUUAUCCUCUCAGGAUAUCCAUUUUGGGGAGCACUUAUUUUUAUGGUUACAGGAUACCUCACAGUAGUCAAAGAGAAAUCAAAAACUCAGGGUCAAGGUGUCAUGGCCAUGAACGUUAUCAGUUCCUUGGUUGCGAUAACUGGGAUUACUUUCAUCAUUCUCAGCUACAGACAUCAAGACAAUUACUGCCAGACGCCUUCCCUUGAAGAAAUAUGUGUUUUAGGUAGAACUCUUUUCAUUGGAAUUUUGUCAAUCUUACUGAUCAUCAGCAUAGCAGAGCUCAGCAUCUCUGUGACUACUGCAUCCUUUAGAAGCAAGUGCUGGACGCAGUCAGAUGAGGUUCUGUUUUUCUUGCCUUCGGAUGUUACUCAAAAUGGUGAACAACCUGCUCCAGGAGAAAAUGGUCAAUUACAAUUUGUGCUUCAAGAAGAGCUUUCCAGUGGUGAUUCAACAACAAAAGCACAGUCUGUUUUCUUUGGGGGCUAUGCUUUCUUCAAGUUAAGACUCUCUAGAAGUCCUUUAGUCUCCCAACCAGAUAACAAAGAUAGGAGAUUGGUGGCAGAUGAGCAAAAGCAAAGUAUCCUUUCAUCUCCCAAAUUUUCAGAGGAAGAAAUUGAACUGAAACCUGUGCCUCCCAUAUUAGAGAAAAAGCCCUCAGAAAAUACUAUGUCCAUUCAGCUAGACUCUACAUUUAAACAAAUGACAGAUGAAGAUCUACGAUCUGCUAUGGUACAACCCUCCCAAAUGGAAACCCAGUUGAUGGAGAACAAAACUGUGUCACUCCAAGUUUUUCCAUCCCUUUCUGUACUAAAACUCCAAGAUCUAUCACCUGAGGACUUACCAUCCCAAGCUCUACAAGGCCUGCCAGAACAAUCUAUGCCAUCCAAGUCUACAUCAUCCAAUGUCAAACAGUCUUAUAAUCUGACAGCUAAUGACCUGUCCCCUCAAGGCAUACUAUCCCAGGAUAUGCUGCUUAAUGACAUGGCAUCACAAGACAUGCAAUUCCUAUCUAUACUAUCUAAAGACACAGCAUUCCACAAUGUGUCAUCUCAAGAUAUACCUUCCCAAGAUGUGCUGUCCCAAGCUGUAUCAAAACAAGUCAUAUUACCUGAAGCCUCAACAUCCCAUAUUGUGCAGGUCCCUAAAAUACAACGCCUACUUCAGCAAAGCCCAGAUCUUCAACCAGAAAACAUUCACCCUCAAAAUCAGCAAAAUUUACUAAUGUCAUAUCAAGAUAUUAGAUCAGAAGUUAUGGAAGAAACCAAAGGAUGGAAAGCUGAAGAGAAACUCCAUAGAAGAAAAUCCUCCAGACGGCAUUCCUUAAACCAGCAAACCAAAGGCUUGCAAUACCUAAGGACAUAUUCCUUACACAUGCAAACCAAAGGCCAGCAAUCCCCAAAGAGGCAUGCCUUAGAUCAGCAAAGCAAAGGCUGGCAAUCUCCAAGGCGGAAAUCCUUAGACCAGCAAAUCAAAGACUGGCUAUCCCCAAAGAGGCACUCCAUAGACAAGCAAGCUCAGCUUAAUCAAACCACAGAGCAACUCCCAGAUCAGCAAGCCAAAGGGGAACAAUUCCCAGAAGGACAAUCUAAAGAUGAGCAAGUUAAAGACCAGCAGACUGAUAAGCAGCAACACUCAAAGAAGCAAACCCAGGAUCAGCAAGCUGAAGGCCAGCAGGCCCAAGAGAAGAAAUCCCCAAAAGGAUGGUCCCAAAGUGUUCAACCUAAAAGACAGCAAGCUCAGGUGGAGAAAAUGCCAAAGCAGUUAUGCCAAGAUUCAGAAUCCCACAUACAGCAAGACCAAUUCUGGCAAUAUCCACAGAAGCAAUCUAUAGCCUGGAUAACCCAAGACUGUCACUCCAAUAACUGGAGAAUUCAAGGCUGGAGAGACAAAGAUUACAAAGAACGAAAAUGGCAAUUUGUAGCGCAGUACUGGCAAAAACAAGAUCUAUUCGAGAAAGAAGCUCCAAAGCAGAAAGCUCUAUACCAAGAAGUCCAAACCCAGCACACUACAGCCCAAUUUAACCUAGAAUGUCAAGACGGUCAAGAUAAAGACCAACACGACCUUCAAUCCAGAGUUACACAAAAAGGAGAUAUGUAUACUAGAGACAUCAAACCAGGGGACAUAAAAUGCAUAGGGCAAACCUCAGGGGACCUGCAGUCAGAAGAUGUGAAGCCAGAUUUCCAUUCUUCUUCGGGCCAAAGCUCAGUACAAGACACAUGUUUAGCCUAUUUGUCCCAUCUGGAUUCGGAACAAGAUGUACAACCAAAUACUUCAGCUUCCUCAAAUUCAUAUAAAGAAGAUGGGAAUUUAACUUCUACUUCAUAUGAUCCAACAGAUCAACAGCAAUCUGAAGACUCUGAAUAACAUGCAGAAUCUACCCCAAGUGCCACACUGCCCCCAAUAAUGGAAUUAAAUUAGGAAAAAACAAUAUCAUCUCCUCCAACCUGUGUUCUCAACUGUGGAUGCUACCUAAUUAUGUUACCAAAAACUGAAGGGCAUGCAGAGCACUCAAAGAAUUUGUCCUUACUUGAAAUAAAAUGACCAGAAACCAAA